Molecule: messenger RNA, 1197 nt
Organism: Triticum turgidum subsp. durum (durum wheat)
Lineage: Eukaryota; Viridiplantae; Streptophyta; Magnoliopsida; Poales; Poaceae
Source: the annotation of a GenBank genome assembly
AUGGGGCCGGCACGCUGCGCCGAUGGCCGCCGAUGGCUCCUCCUCCUGAUCGUGCUCGCCGUGGCAGACUUCGGGGCGGCGCAGCAGAACCAGAACCCGCCGCCGCCGGGCGGGCAGUACUACACCAACUUCAGCCCGUCCAUGGCGAUCGUCAUCGUCGUCCUCAUCGCCGCCUUCUUCUUCCUCGGCUUCUUCUCCGUCUACAUCCGCCACUGCUACGGCGACAGCCCCUACUCGGCCACCACGCUCCCGCUCGGCGCCGGCGCGGCGGCGCGCUCGCGGCGGCAGCAGCGCGGGCUCGACCCGGCCGUCCUCGAGACCUUCCCCACCAUGGCCUACGCCGACGUCAAGGAGCACAAGGCCGUCAAGGGCGCGCUCGAGUGCGCCGUCUGCAUCAGCGAGUUCGACGACGACGAGACGCUCCGCCUCCUGCCCAAGUGCUCCCACGUCUUCCACCCGGACUGCAUCGACACCUGGCUCGCGUCCCACGUCACCUGCCCGGUCUGCCGCGCCAACCUCGUCCCCGACGCCGACGACGCCGACGCCCCGGCCGCCGGCGAUCAGCCGGCCGAGCUGUCGGGCGUCCAUCCCGCCCCGCAGCCGCAGGAAUUGCCGGCGCCUGAGGCGGAGGCGGCGCAUGCCGUCGUCAUCGACGUGGAGGAGAGCGAGGACGAGCGGAUCAUACGGGAGGAGACCGACGAGCUGACGCGCAUCGGCAGCCUGAAGCGCGCGCUGCGGUCCAAGUCCAGCCGCGGGCCCGCGCGCUUCCCGCGCUCGCACUCCACAGGCCACUCGCUCGCCACGCGAGCCAGCACCGGCACCGGCGCCGGCGCCGAGAGGUUCACGCUGCGGCUGCCGGAGAGCGUGCUCCGGGAGGUGGUCGCGGCCGGCAAGCUCCGGCGGACGAAGAGCCUCGUCGCGUUCACGGCCGGCCGCCAGGGCAGCAUGCGCCGCGCCCUCCGGCUAGGCGGCGGCGGCGGCGGCGACGGGAGCAGCCGCGGCGGGAGGAGCGUGCGGCUGGGCCAGUCCGGGCGGUGGCCAUCGUUCCUGUCGCGGACCUUCUCGGCGGCGUGGGGGUCGAGGUCGACACGGAGGGCCGAGUCGGACGGGUCGAGCAAGGGCGGGAAGCCGGCCGGCCCCGGCGGCAAGUCAGUGGAGUGCAACGACCAGGCGUGCGCGGCUGGGCAACGUGUUUAG